This is a messenger RNA of Betta splendens (Siamese fighting fish), 1107 nucleotides long. RefSeq names its product immediate early response gene 5-like protein. The coding region runs from base 157 to 1038 and encodes 293 amino acids. The transcript has a single exon. NCBI's taxonomy places the organism in Eukaryota, Metazoa, Chordata, Actinopteri, Anabantiformes, Osphronemidae. The record is from RefSeq and is a predicted model, not a curated record.
UGCAAAUCCAUGCCCUUACUGGGAAGACAUGGAGCGCUAUGGACACAGUCUACACGAGUCAAGUAGGAAUCUCUACUAAGGGCAUAAAUAUUUCUCCAGUUAGGAAACAAACGAUUUGAGAGACUGAGGGAAAAAGCAAGGGCGGCCCGGUUGAGGAUGGAGUGUGCAUUUGACGCACAGAAUUUGAUCUCGAUUUCUUUGAGGAAAAUCCAAAGCUCCCGGACGCAGAGAGGAGGCAUCAAGCUCCACAAGAACUUGCUGGUAACGUACGUGCUGAGAAACGCCAGGCAGUUUUACAUGAGCAAAAACUUAUCGCAGGCGCAGAGGACGCACCAGUAUGAGGACGUAGCUGCAGCCCGUGAGCGGCAAGAAUACCUCGAAUUGACCGGCAGCUUCACGGAGUUGGCCGAUGACUUCUACUGCAACUUUACUGGGCUGGAGUCCGGCAACUGGCACUGCGGAGCGCACCAGCCCAGCGGGCAGCCCGCAGAGGUGGCGCACCAGGACGCGUCUCCCUGCGCAAUGGCUUCACCAAGUGACCCCGAGCUCAUGGUUCCGGAAGCCUGUUGGAGUUGCGCGGACAAAUCCACCUGGGAGUUACCUAUGCCGAACGCGCAGGCCAACCAGAAGACCGUCCUGGACCUGGACACGCAUGUGGUGACUACUGUCACCACCAAUGGAUACUUCCACUCAGACUGUUGCGCGCAGCCAAAGCAGCCGCAGGGCGCGCAGUGCUACGCAAAAAAGCGAAAGAUGGACGCAAGUUAUCACAUUGUUGAUCCAGAGUUUUAUUUGCCAGACUUUGGGCCGGUGCCAUGUAAAAGGAUGCGGACGGACGAUGACACGCAUUCGGAUUCGGAGCAGUUGGGCAGCACAAACAUCUCCAACCUGAUCUCAGUGUUGGGUUCAGGUGGACUAUCUGACUUUGUCAGCUGGCAGCAGACGGACCUUGAGCAAAUAUUCGCCACUCAAACAAUUUGUUUAAAACACACACUGUUGACAGGCAGCGGCUGGACCAGAGCAAUCGAAGCAUUUUGAUAUGUAUGACUGUUUUUCUUUGUAUCGUUUUAUUUUAUUGCUUACAAAUAAACCAUGACACGACUGCAA